GGAAAGACUAGUUUAACGCAUCUCUGCCUUCCAGUUGCUAUUGGAUCUGUCAGGUGAGAAACGCGCUCACGAACCUGAGCAUCCGCGAGAUCAUCUUCAAAACCAUCAGCGCGCGUCAAGUGACCAAGCGUCGGUUACUUCUGGAAAUACAGAAGAACGCGGAACUUUAGCGCAGGUGGUCCACCUCUUAGAUUUACGUCUUUGAAAAGUCUGUUAUAUGAGAGAAAACACAAAUGCCUUAAGUCUUAAACGACGUUGUUUUUGAAACUCGACGGACGUCGAGGUUAAAAUAAACUAACAAGACGGGAAGAUUUUACAAAGAAAGCGGAGCGCUCAGAGAUGCACUGAAAUCUUCCCAUGAAAAUGGGUUGAAGAAAAGAAAACGCCGAUAAAGAGAGGUGUAAGUAGGAUUUUUUUUUAAAACACAUGGAGCCAUAUAUGUACAUUUUAUUUUAAAAUACAUUGACACUAUAUUUGAAGAAGAAGAGGACCGCGCGCUCAGCGCGUGCAAGUGUUUCAUUGACUUUUAAUGUAUUGAUCGCAAAUUCCUCUUCUGCUGCUUUGUAUAAAAGCAGUUUACUGUCUUGAGAUGUUGGACUUCACAUUAAUGAUUCAGUUAUAGAAUUUCACUUGUCUGUGUAAUGAAGAAAGCCUUUUCUUCACUUUAUUUUUACAGUAUGUUUUCUAUCUCAAGCUGUACAGAUCUUAGUGGAUUUCAGGGAUUAAAUUUGUAUCUUUUUGCUGCUGUUCCCUAUUUUCCACCGUGCUACCUCAGCAUGUGGGAGUUGUGUGUAGCACAGCAAAUCUCAAGAUGACUGGAUUUUGUAAUGACUGGGUUUGUGGAAGCAGUAGAAAUGAUCUACAGAUGUCAUUUCUUUUGACUGUAAUAUAGGCAUUUAUUUAGAUCACUUAUGUUCAUCACAUGGACUCAAAUGGAUUUUUUUGUCUGGAAAAUCUAUAAGCCAAUGCUCAGAACUAUCCAUGCCAUACUUUUUCUUUAUACUUCAUCUUUGUUUGCUAACUUGUUGAAGUACAAUCACAGCUGAGAGGAUGCAAAUUAUUGAACUCAUUUGCUGAGAGCUGUGGUUACAGCCCAUACUUUUUUUUACAAUUGAAGGAUUCAUGGAUGAACAUUAAGACGCAGUCGAUGCAAAUAACAUUGGUGCUGCAAAUGUCCUUUACUGGUGUUUUUCAGUUGCUGAGACUCAAGUUGCAACUUAUAGGAUAAAAGACAGUUCUAUCAAGCUUCUACCUUCAGGCUCUUUUGUUUUAUCUCCCCCCCACUGAACUUAUCAGGUGGGGGGGGGGAAGGGGUAAGGCCUAAACUAUGGAGUCCAACCCAGACAGCCCAAGUCGGGCUGUGGAGUACCUUCUGGAACUCAAUAACAUCAUCGAGAACCAGGCCAAACUUCUAGAAACGCAACGUAAACGAAUUGAGGAGCUCGAAACACAGCUAGACCGGGUCAACCAGGAGAACCAAGACCUGCGCCAAGACCGGAACCCAGGAACCGAGAACUCGUCGCAGAACCACAACUACAACCAGAGCACUAAGCCCAGCCAGCCGUCAUCGCUACCAAACCACAAUGCCGGAGGUGUCAUUCAGAACAGCAGCAGUAAUAUACCCUCAUCCACGGUGCCUGGUCCAGCUCGACGGACCCACACGAGGCUGACCCGGGGCCUGUCAUGUGGGUCAGCCCCUGUUGAGAAAGGCCGACUGGAGCGCAAUGACAGCUCUGGGACCAACAACACCUCGACUCUACGGAAACAUGAGGAGGAAACCCAGAGUUCAGCUUCACGUCCCUUUUCAGACAGUUCCAGCAGUAAAUCUCCGUACACGUACAGCUCUGAUCGGUACAGGGACAACAGCUGCGGCCCCCCAGGCCCUCGGGUGCCUUUUGUGCCCCCUCCAAGCCCAGCCAGUCUUGCCUGGGCACAGCGUACACGCAACCAACCAGCUAGCCUGGCCCUACGUAAGCAAGAGGAAGAGGAAAACAAGAGGUGCAAAGCCCUAUCCGACAGUUAUGAACUCUCUACAGACCUACAAGACAAGAAGGUGGAGAUGCUGGAGAAGAAAUAUGGAGGUUACUUCGUGAGUAGACGAGCAGCACGUACCAUCCAGACAGCAUUCCGUCAAUAUCGUAUGAACAAGAACUUUGAGCGCCUGCGCAGCUCAGCUUCUGAGAGCCGCAUGACACGGCGCAUCAUCCUUUCCAACAUGCGACUGCAGUACUCGUUUGAUGACCGACAGCCUCAGCCUCCCACCCCGACUCACUACAGUCACAGUCCAGGAAUGGGUCCUCCGCAUUCUCCAACCACAGAGCCAAGCUCCCCAUCACGUCCAGAGUACACCCACCUAGAGGACUCCUUUUCUAAACAAGUGAAGUCCUUGGCCGACUCCAUUGAUGAUGCUCUAACAUGUCGGCCACGCCGAGAUGACUCCCAGGAAGGGAUAGGGGAUGGAAGUGGUGUUGUGGAUGACUUUGGCGAGUGCAUAUGGAGCAGCAACAGCCACGCAUCCUUACGGAGAGGCCUUGGAGACAGGGAUCGAGGAGGUACAGGGGGCUUGAGCAUGCACGAGGAUAGCACAGCCACCUCCUACAGCGAUGUCACACUUUACAUGGAUGACGGACUACCUUCCUCGCCGCUUUCUCUAGACCGGGCCCCUAGCAGCACAGAUACUGAGUUCUGGGGGGGUGUUGGAAGCGGGGUAGGUGGUAGGGAGGAUAGCCGUGACACAGAGGGGGGAGGAAGCAGCAAUAGUCGCCGAAGCACACCUUGCACAGAGUGCCGUGAUUACCGUUUACGGGGAGGUCACUUACCUCUACUUACGAUUGAACCACCUAGUGACAGCUCUGUGGACAUGAGUGACCGCUCAGACCGAGGCUCCCUCAGCAGACAAUUAGUGUACGAGCAGGACUCGGUGGGAGGGUCACCUCAAGGUACACUUAAACACAACCCUAAUGCUCGUUCAGCGUCCUCAACAGCUGCACAAGGUCAAACACGUCCAGCUAGCCGAUCGAUACCGUCGCAUAUCCCACACCACAUGGCUCAUCAUCAUCACCAUCACCACCACCACCAUCACCAGUACCCCGACACUCCUUCGUCCUCCUCCUCUCCUCAACAGCCCCCAGCCACACCGCUCUCAUCCUCCUCUUCAGCACCCCUGCCACCUGGUGGCUUGGAGCAGCAGUGCUGCUCGGAUGGUGAUAAUGACUCACUGAACUCCACCACAAACUCUAACGAGACCAUUAAUUGCAGCUCAGGCUCCUCAUCAAGGGACAGUCUGCGGGAGCCACUGCCCCCAUUAGGAAAACAGACCUACCAGAGAGAAAGCCGGCACAGCUGGGACUCUCCUGCCUUUAACAACGAUGUGGUUCAGAGAAGACAAUAUCGCAUCGGACUCAACCUCUUCAACAAGAAGCCAGAAAAGGGUAUUCAGUACCUGAUUGAAAAGGGCUUUGUGUCAGACACACCAGUGGGCAUCGCUCGCUUCAUCCUGGAGAGAAAAGGCCUGAGUCGGCAGAUGAUUGGAGAGUUCCUUGGAAACAGACAAAAACAGUUCAACAAAGAUGUUUUGGAUUGUGUUGUGGAUGAAAUGGACUUUUCCGGAAUGGAUCUCGAUGACGCGUUGAGGAAAUUUCAAGCUCAGAUAAAAGUGCAAGGAGAAGCCCAAAAAGUGGAAAGACUUAUUGAGGCUUUCAGCCAGAGGUACUGUGUUUGUAAUCCAGCGCUGGUAAGACAGUUCCAGAACCCAGACACCAUCUUCAUCCUAGCAUUUGCCAUCAUCCUCCUCAACACAGACAUGUACAGCCCUAAUAUCAAAGCGGAGAGGAAGAUGAAGCUGGACGAUUUCAUCAAAAACUUGCGAGGGGUGGAUAAUGGUCAGGACAUCCCACGUGAUUUACUAGUUGGAAUCUACCAGCGCAUUCAGAAGUGGGAACUGAGGACCAAUGAUGACCAUGUUUCUCAGGUCCAAGCGGUGGAGAGAGUCAUUGUGGGCAAGAAACCUGUUCUGUCUCUGCCUCACCGCAGACUGGUGUGCUGCUGUCAGCUCUAUGAAGUCCCGGACACCAACCGCCCUCAAAGGUCUGGAGUCCACCAGAGAGAGGUCUUCCUGUUCAACGAUCUGCUUGUGGUUACAAAGAUCUUCCAGAAGAAGAAAACCUCUGUAACAUACAGUUUCAGACAGUCCUUCCCUCUGGUGGAGAUGCAGGUUCACAUGUUCCAGAACUCCUACUAUCCCCAUGGUGUCAAAUUAACUUCAGCUAUCCCGGGUGGUGAGCGUAAAGUUUUGAUCGUGUUCACGGCACCUAGUCAACAGGACCGCACACGGUUUGUCAGUGAUCUGAGGGAGAGCAUUGCUGAGGUGCAGGAAAUGGAGAAAUACAGAGUGGAGUCUGAAUUGGAAAAGCAGAAGGGAGUGAUGCGGCCCAGCCUGCUCACCAACAGCAUUAUGGCAGGAGGAGUGGGUGGGGUCAAGAAUGAAGUGGUGAAUGGCACUAUGGGAAGGCCUAGUCUGGAUGACAACUAUUCACCAGGAGAGGGCCUCAAACGCACUGCUCUCAGCUCCUCACUGAGGGACCUGUCUGAAUCAGGGAAACGUGGUCGCAGAAACAGCGUUGGUUCCCUUGACAGUACAAUGGAAGGUUCCAUCAUUAGCAGUCCGCGGCCUCACCAGCGUUACCCAGUAGCCACUGUGCUCCCGGGAUGCUAUGGAGCAGAAGAUUACCGGCCUCACCGCCCCAUCCUGAGCCCCGGAGUGGGGGUGGGGGGUGGGCCGGGGCAGCAACACACACCUGCAGUGACUGGCGCUGGGCCAGUCUCCAGCAGCACCGAGAGAGGAACGAGUGGAAUGGGGACUGGGAGCAACAGCAACAACACCGGUUCUUUCCUGGGCUCCCUGUUUGGGGGCAAGCGAUCCAAAGCGCCGGGCCCUAUUAUCCCCCCGGGGCCACCUUACCCCGCCCCUGUGGCCCCGCCGACUACAGGAGGGCCGCCGCCUCUGUCCCCGUCCUCGUUGUGCCCGGCGGAGGGCGGGGGACCUUCCAAGAUCCAGGCCCUGCACGCCCAGUACUGCCACACUACCAGCAACAGUGUCAGUGGACAGCCUCCGCCCCCGUACUACCACCACCAUCGCUUCCAUACGCAGACCGUACCCUCGUCUGGACAGCAAGGCCUCCAUACUCUUCAGCGGGUCACCUUACCUCGACGGCCACUCCCCAACCCCUCCGCGCACUCCCCGUACCAGCCGAUCUCCCAGCAUACUUUGCAGGGUCGCUACGGGAGCAUGGGCAACAUGGGCUCCGGCCACCCUCCCCCCCUUUCUCCUCACUCCCCACUCUCCCCUCAUCCGCAGUUUGCGCUGUUCCACACUCAGCCCACACACUCGGCCAGAGGGGGCGGCAUCAGCAAGCCCCCUCUCACACUGUCGCACUCGCAGCCGCACCCGCACGCACACUCCCACACCCACCCCGUGCACGUGCACACGCCGCACCCGGGGUCCCACCCCGUGCACCAACCUCACUUCGUGUUCGCCAGCCCCCCGCCUCCGCCCUUCCCUGCUCCCACUCAGCCGCCUCCAGUCUCCACGUCCGGCACUGUCCACCACGGGCCACCGGCCGGCCAGUAUCUGCCCCAGUAUCCUCCGUUGUCCUCCAUUCCCCUCCCCCCCCCCACUCCCCUUUACCCCCCCUUCCUCCCCCCUUACCCCUCUUACGCCUCUCUCCCCUCUCCCCCCCCAGCACCAAGGUCCACCUUCCCAAGCCGGGGGUCAGCAAGGGCCCUCGCCGGCCCAGACUGGAGCCGUACCUGGGGGGACGGGCACAGUCGAACGCGCCAAAUCCAAACCUACCAACCGGAUCAGCACGGUAGUGUGAGCCGGGGGAAGUCGCGAGGCUGGGGGUCGCUGAAGGGUCCUUUGGUGGUCGGAGGGGGGACCUCCGCGAGGGUGGAAGAGGCGGGCAGGGCCAAAUCUGAUAAUAAUGCCAGUGGGAAAAAGAAACGCAGCCUGCUAAGACUCUGCUACUUUCACCUGCGCUUCCCACAAGUGUAAUCGGAGGGACUUACCGAGGCAAAACUACGUUAACACACAAAUGCCAUACAGGUAGUUGGAGGCUCUCGGGUUGAUUAGUGCUGUGGGAUAACAAUAAAGAGUAACAAUUAGGACACUUUGCGUUCAGUUCAGCAGUUGUAGAUGGGUUUGGCUUGACGGCCAGUUGACCUUUUGGCUUCUUCUUAAAUUCCAUACUCAGACAAGAAAUAACCUAUAAGCACAUAAAAGGCACGUGGACAUGCACACACAAACUCGAACAUAAAAUUGUCCACAGUCUUGUUUCAGUUGCGUAUAGCCAUUAAGUUAGGGUAAAAUGGUUGUAUUUUGCAUUCAUCAUCGCAGACACUGGAGAAACUGAGUACCUUGCUUGACCUGUGAACCUGUUUAGGAAAUGUGAAGACCAGAGUGCAUACAAAUAACAGUGUGCUGGACAGAUCAUAGCACAGUAUGUUCAAUGAUUUCAUACAUUCCAGUAAUCAUGUUAAGCAUUAGUCGCUAGCAUUCGCAAGAUGCAAUAAUCUUUUCACUAAAUUGAUGUCCAGCUUCUACUUGCUAAUAAUUUUAAAUGCUCCAUUGCUCUUUUUGUACACAUCUAUAACAUUGACAUAUAUGAGUGUUAAUAGAGAUAAAUCCAGAAAGCAAAUAUAUUGGUAUGAUUGGUUGAAGUCAGUCAGUAUUGGCCUGACCUCUUCCACUCAUAAGACUAGACAGCUGUAAAAAGCCUUGUAUGUGGAUGUGCUGUUUGUAAUCAUCCUUGUCAGAAUUAUUAAUGUGUAUAUAAAAUUAUAGGAAAUUUUAUCACAAAAUAAUAUUUCAGUAAUGGUAAAUAUAUAUGAGUCAAAUAAUAUAUCAGUAACAUUUUAUCUAUGAACUUAAUAUUCAUAGCUACAGUUGCCAUACCAAUAAUGUGUUUCAGAAAAAGAAAUAAAAAUGUAUACACAAAUGAGAAAACAAGUAAAUUUCAUAAUUUGAUAUUUUAAUUUUGUUAAAUCCAAAGUGUUAUGCCUAAAAUCUAAACGCUUAUGGCAGCAUUGUUUUUAUUCUACAUUAUGUUACUUUGUCUUUAACCAGUUUGGUUUGACAGUAAAUUUAUUUUUGAAGAAACCGGAAGGGCUUGAAUGAAUUUCAAAGGAUGUUUACUCACAUUACAGUAAAAAUCACUGAGCCAAUUGGUGUCCAUUAUCAUCCAUGUCUAAAUUCUUAGCACAUAAAGUUCCAGUAAAUUUGUCAAGGCCCAGAAUGUGAAAACAAAAGGCACUUUAUAAAUGAAUGUUUUCUGAACUGUAUUAAAUUAAUAUAUCUCCAUAAUCCACGAAACAAACAACAUUACACUUUUUCCAGGUUAAGUAUUUUUACCUAUGAGGGCUAGUGACGUAUGAAGGAAACAUUCCAUGAAAGAUUGUUGCCAGUCUUCACAUCUGAAAUGUCUGUAUUCAUCGGGUCCUCGCAUUAAUACCGCCAACCAUACUUUACCAUGGUGUUUUUGAUUAUAUUUUAUGCUGUUAUAUGAAUGUUUGCUAUGAAUUUCAAUUUUAAUGAAUAUAACUAUUCUUCUUUUAUGUUAUGAAACUAAAUUUGACAAAAUACAAUAGAUACUUGUAAAUAGGAAAUGUUUUCUCAUGCUUUGACAUGAGUGUCAAGGGUGUGUUUUAUUGUUAUUGAUGAUUUUUAUGGACAAACACACUUGUCUUUACAAGUGUCCUUGAAUGUUGGAGACUUUAUUUGGGUAUUAUUUAAUUAUUAUAAUUUUUUUUUUUUUUUUAAACAGAAAUUGUGUACCAGUCAUGUUGUUUUUAAUUCAGCUUUGUUGAUUUUUGGUUUGGGCUAAAAGACAACCCAUUUUGACAACAUAGCACAAUAACCUUCCUCUUUUUUUCCUCUGUAUGGAUAAUGGAGGAGAAGAGGAAGAUGGAGGAACCUAUAUAAAUGAAUUAUCACAUUAAUACAAGGAUUUCAGUUUACCUGUACAAGAAAUCAAGGUAAUUUAACCUUAAGUAAGGCCUUAGUGUAAGUACUGCUUGAAGUUUCUGUUUGUGCGGAUGCUUAACGUGAUCUCAAGUGCUGUUAUAUAUUUCUGGACUGGGCUUAAUGGAGAUGCUCAGUAUUAUUUGUCUUGAUGUGAUGCUCAGUUAUUGUGUGUAAGAUAUUUAUGCCCUUUUGCUACCUUUUCAAAAUGUCAUCUCUUUCUAUGUGCUCCUGCAUAUGCUAUUUACAUAUGAUCAGCACUAUAAAUAAAUAAUAGGACAGUAUGGUGGAAAAUGAGGCUCCAUUUACAUAUAUUCCAUAGACAAAUACCAAAAUCGAUGUGAGAUGGGACAGAAUAUAAAGAUUAAAAAAAUACAUAACUUACUAAAAUGUACUUUAUUUCAAGAUUGAUUUCCAUGCUCUUUUUCAUGAACUGUCUGUCUUCCCGCUGUGAAUUUUACUGCACGAGUAUGUCUGUAUUUACUGAGCUCUGUAACAAACUGUACAUAGACUGUCACAGUAUGAUUUAAUAUUGACAGUGGAACAGGGAAAGUGUUAAAGGUUUAUGUAUGAGAGUGUGUGUGGGUGUGUGAAUGUGUAUGGGGAGGUGGCAUUAAGUGUAGAUGAUCAUUGCAUAUUUAUUUUGAUCCAAGAAAAUUAAUUUUAUCUGUAAACUUAAGUGUGUAUGUCAAAGCAGAUUGAAGUGUAAUUUUGAAAAAGGUAUAUGAAUUCAUCUUAUUUGUGUACAGAUAAUAUAUAAAAUUAAGCAAAUUCGGAGAGAUGUGAAUAUUUAUUGCCUAACAUUAUGAAUAAAAAUAUAUAAAGUGUCCUCACACAA
Megalobrama amblycephala (Wuchang bream) is the source of this 8855-nucleotide messenger RNA. It is a transcript of the gene iqsec2b, whose product is annotated as IQ motif and Sec7 domain ArfGEF 2b. Gene Ontology annotation, molecular function: guanyl-nucleotide exchange factor activity; protein binding. Lineage: Eukaryota; Metazoa; Chordata; Actinopteri; Cypriniformes; Xenocyprididae. Gene Ontology annotation, biological process: actin cytoskeleton organization; regulation of ARF protein signal transduction. The record is from RefSeq and is a predicted model, not a curated record. Bases 1328 to 6052 code for a protein of 1574 amino acids. The transcript has 14 exons.